This is a messenger RNA of Pelobates cultripes (western spadefoot toad), 306 nucleotides long. The record is from the annotation of a GenBank genome assembly. Lineage: Eukaryota; Metazoa; Chordata; Amphibia; Anura; Pelobatidae.
AUGCUUUCUGUUACCCGGCGGUCAUAUAUACUGCUUUUCGCAGACUGGAGAAGAGAAUUCCAAACUCUUGCCUGCUUCCAGGCUCAGCAAGGUUCUCUUUACAUCAUGUACGUAAGUAUAGUACAUCACAGUGACUGCUGUUUUAUUGUUUGUCUGUCUGUGUUUAUUUUCUUCCCUACCCCCUAUCCAUUUAUUUUGCAAACCCCAUUUGUUGUGCUGUUUUCUAACUUGCUUGACUCUCUCACUGAUGCCUGUGAGACCCCAAGUAUGGGAUUAGCAAAUGAUGCUGUUGCUUAUGACCCAUAA